AUGGACCCAUGUCCUUUGUGGGUGCUGUUGCUCAAGAAGUUCAGCAUAGGAAAGCUGUCAGCCAUAGAAGUGCAGGAGCUUGCUUCAGCAGCAGUUAAGAGUGGGCUGGAGAGCCAGUGUGUGGGGAAGUUGGCUGAGCUUGGGGCUUGUGGGCAUUCACCUGGCAAUUGCCACAGAGACUUGGUGAGAAAGUAUUUUCGCUUUCUAGAAGCUCCAGAUCCCUGGGAGGUGUAUGGCCCCCUGGCUGUGAAGAAGGGUGGCCAUAGAGUAGAGCAGGUGACUGCCAUUCACCUCCUGCUACCUCACCACUGGGUCCUUCAGGCUGAAGAGAACAACUUCUUGAAGAGUUUGUGCUGCAAGGAUGAAGAAUUAGUUGCUUUCUGGAAGAGCCAAUCUUCAUGCCCCCAGAUGACAGCUGAGCUGAAGAAAGUGAUUGAAACAUCACAACCAAGCCAGCUUCCAGUGCCAUACCUUUUGCAUGGAGAUGCAGCGCCCUUCACAGAGGUGGACAGCAUCCAGGUGCUCAGCUUCAGGUGCUUGCUUUCCAGCAAGGCAGUGACCCAGAGCCAGAUGCUAAUCGCAGCUGUGCCCAAGGCUGCCAUGACCAAGGCAGGGAUGCCCACAGAGAAAUACAAGGGGAAGAGAAUGAGGAGGGGAGUGCUAUGGUCAGUGAGUGGAGAUUUAGAAUGGUUUGCAGCUGAGUUUGGUUUCCCUUAUGCUGCAGCCAACCUUCUCUGCCCCUAUUGCAAUGCAGACCAAUGCAAAGAAGACAGCCCCAGGCCUUUCACAGAUUUCAGGCAAACCGCAGCCUGGAGAGCCAGUGUGCUGUCACCGAGCAAAUUCAAGGAGAAGUUUGGAGCACACCCACUCUUCAGAGCUCCAUGUGUGACCCCUUUGUCCAUUAGGCUGGACAUUUUGCACAUCCUGGACCUUGGUGUAGCAGCAUAUGCACAUGGAUCUUUGCUUUUUAGCAUCAUGGAGAAGUUGCCAGGAGCUGUCAGGCUAACCAACCUGAACAAGAAGAUAGUGGAAGCCUAUGACAAGCUGGGGGUGGCAGCCCAAAAGAGGAUCAAGCACCUGUCUUUGUCAGACCUGGCUGAGAGUGCAGAAGAAUACCCUUGCCUCAAGCACAUCAAAGGAGCUAAAAUUCGCUAUUUUGCCCCAGUAGCUUUGGAGCUGGCCAAGGAGUACAGCAUGGACAAGGCUGGGAAGCACAGGGAAGCAUUGGCAAAGCAGUUGGUCAAGGCAUACCAAGUCUUAGAGUGCAGCUGGCAAGAAUGGCGGUUUGAAACUUUCAAGAAGGCAGUGGAUGAUUUCAUGGCCCACUACAGCUGGCUGGCAGCCAAUGCCUUGGAGGAAGGCUUGCACCUUUGGAGUUUAGUGCAGAAAUCCCAUGUUUUGCUCCAUUUAGCAGAGCAAAGCAAAUUCAUGCACCCCAGCCUGAACUGGACAUAUGGGAGUGAAUCUUUCAUGGGCUGGAUAGUCCAAAUCGCUUCAAGCUGCACAAGUGGCACUCCAGCUGAGAAGCUUCCCUUGAAGGCUGGAAAGCUUUCUCCACAGCCCUUUCUGGUUCUGGUAGCCCUGCCCAAAAAAGAGAAGCUCCUGUGCCAUGGAAGCAGUGCCCAAGAGAAGGAAAGUGAGCUGGGUGAAGGCUGA
Molecule: messenger RNA, 1656 nt
Organism: Cladocopium goreaui
Lineage: Eukaryota; Dinophyceae; Suessiales; Symbiodiniaceae
Source: the annotation of a GenBank genome assembly